Molecule: messenger RNA, 1697 nt
Organism: Brassica napus (rape)
Lineage: Eukaryota; Viridiplantae; Streptophyta; Magnoliopsida; Brassicales; Brassicaceae
Product: B3 domain-containing protein REM14-like
Exons: 4
Coding region: 20-1561 (513 amino acids)
Molecular function (GO): DNA binding
Source: RefSeq, a predicted model, not a curated record
UUUCGUGUGGUGUUCAACAAUGGCUGAUGAUGCAGUUCUUCAAUCUCCAACAAACCCACAUUUCUUCCAGCCUCUUCUUCCUGGCUAUCAUUCACACAUGGUUCUCUCUACUCUUGUCUCUGUGUCCUCUUCAAUGAGUUUUGCUUAUAGUGAGAGAUGGUUUCGUUUUGUUUUUUUUUUCUUUUGCAUGUUGUUGCAGAACGUUCCUGUAGCCUUCUUCUCAAAGCAUGUCCAAGGAAGAAACGGAGACAAGACUGCAAGAUUGAGAUCAGAUGCUUCGGAUACGACUUGGGAAGUGGUAAUAAACGGCCGGAGACUCACCGGAGGAUGGAAAGAAUUCGUCAAAGCUCAUGAUCUCCGUGUUGGAGAUGUUCUUGUUUUCAGACACGAGGGAGAACUGGUGUUUCAUGUCACUGCACUGGGAUCCAGUUGCUGUGAGGUUGAGUACACAACCCUUGAUGACGGUGAUGAUAAUAAAGAAACUGUUUUAGCUUCAGAUAUCAAACCAAUGAAGAAGAGAGCGAAGAAGAACCCAAGGAAAAAAGAUUCUUGUUCUUGUUUUCUAGCAAAUGUCACAGUCUCAAGCUUGCAUGAGGAUAAACUGUAUGUUCCAGUUAGUUUUGUGAGGUCAAACGGUUUGAGCAAUACGUACUGUAAGAUUGUUCUUCUUAACGAAAAGGGAAGGUCAUGGAAGUUAAGUUUGGUUCACGACAAAAGCGGGUCUUAUCUCAGACAAGGUUGGAGAAGCUUUUGUCGUGCCAAUGGGAUUAAUGGAGGUCGUUAUACAUUCAAACUGGUCCGAAACUCAGAAACGCCUGUAAUACGUUUGUACCAAGCAGAACAUAGACAUGAGGACAAUACACAUUCUUAUCUUGUGGGAUCCCUCACGCCUUCUAGCCUACGUAAUGAUACGCUGUAUCUUUCAAGGCGGUUUGUGAACUCAAAUGGUCUGAAGGGAAAAUGUUGUGAGAUGAUUCUUAAGAACGAUAAUGGUGGAACAUGGUGUUUAGUUUUGAGACGCAACGAAACAAACGAGACUACUGUUAUCUCACGAGGCUGGAGAAGUUUCUGCCAUGCAAACGGGUUAAAAGUUAGAGAUCCCUUCAAGUUUAAACUAGUUGGAACCAGAGAAAAGCCUGUUCUUCAGUUUUGCCCUUCUGAAUCCAACCGCAACACAAGGCAUGUAGACUGUUCAGAAGGUGAUGUACAUUCACUCUCUAAGAAGGAGGCUUCAUCUUCACCUUGUCAGAACCCAUUUGUGACAUUAACUGUUACACAAUACUCUAUCAAAAGCAAUAAACUUAGGCUUCCACUACGUUUCACGCGGGUGAAUGGCAUCAACAAAGCAGGGAAGAUAACUCUGAUGGGUCAAGACGGAGUAAACUGGAUGGUGCAUCUUACGAAUGAAAACAAAUGCGGAAAACUGAGACUAGGAAGAGGCUGGAAAGGAUUUUGUGAAGCUCAUGGUGUGAAGAUAGGAGAGUCCUUUGUGUUGGAACUCAUACGGGAGAAAGAUGCAACUCCUGUGCUUAAGUUCUGUAACAAAGUAAAUUGUGUGUGAGACUGUUGCUUAAAAUAUGUAAGCUUAGUUCACUUCUGUACACUCUUUUAUGUCUUCUUUAUCUGAAUAGGCUUUGGUUUCCCUUUUUGUAUCACUUGUAAACCUAAUAUAAAAAAAAAAAGACAAUGAGGCUGGU